UCCACGCCCCUCACAUUGUCCCCAUUACCACUUUGGUCCUUCCCGCAGCAGCGUAAUGAGCCAAGGUUCUCCCGCCGCGAUGGGGUCCGGUUCAGGGACAGCAGAACCGGCCCAUGGGCAGCGCGGGGACUCCUCCAACGCCGCCGCCUCCGCCACCUCCGCCUCCGCCUCCUCGCCGCCACCUCUCCCCCCUGCAGCGCCCCUCCAGCGGCCCCAAGAAGAGCGGGACCGCGAGCAGGCCGGAGGCUCGAGCUCCGCUGCGGCGGGGCUCGACCGGAAGGGCAAGAAUCUCCCAUCCGCACCCGCAGUUCCUUCUUCGGAGUCUUCAUCUUCGAGCUCCGGUGGCAGCAGCCCCGAGGACGCCGACGCCGCGGCCUCCGGAGCCCGGCCGUUCGACAGCACGGCGGUGUUCCAGCAGCUGCUACGGGAGCAGACGGCCAUCAAGGAGGCGGGUGGGUCGUUGGCCGAGGGGACGAGCAAGAAGAAGAAGCCGGAGGCGCAGGUGACAUCGUCGCACGCCAUAGCGGAGCUCUGGCACAAUCUUAUAAAGGCCCAGGCAGAGGCACCCACUGAAGGUUCUGCCCAUCAGGAGCAGAGGGAGAAGAAUACUCAGCAGCAGGCUUCACCUCAACUUCCAGAGGAGCACGCAGGGUGCAAGAAGAGGGAUGAUUGUGACAAGAUCGAAGCAGACCGCAGUGUACCUACAGACCU
This is a messenger RNA of Triticum aestivum (bread wheat), 711 nucleotides long. RefSeq names its product trinucleotide repeat-containing gene 18 protein. Lineage: Eukaryota; Viridiplantae; Streptophyta; Magnoliopsida; Poales; Poaceae. The record is from RefSeq and is a predicted model, not a curated record.